This is a messenger RNA of Leptomonas pyrrhocoris, 2965 nucleotides long. RefSeq lists its product as hypothetical. NCBI's taxonomy places the organism in Eukaryota, Euglenozoa, Kinetoplastea, Trypanosomatida, Trypanosomatidae. Bases 131 to 2965 code for a protein of 944 amino acids. The record is from RefSeq and is a predicted model, not a curated record. The transcript has a single exon.
GUAGCGAAGAAAAGAAGCAACGAACGUUGGUGCACCGGCCUUGAAAUCGAGGCACUUCGCAGCUUCCUCCUUCUUCUUUUCCUUCCUAUCAGCAACGUUCUUCUUUCUUUCUGCUUGCGUGUUCCACACGAUGGCAUACUCAGACGUCCGCCAGAGAGUCUUUCGCAUUCCCGGCAGCAUCGUGCUGUCCGUGGGUCUCUCGUGGGACUUCGUCGGCGCCGAUCCGGUCGACCUCGACCUCAGCGCCGUGUGCUUCACGAAGGAGGGCCGGUUCCUCGAUGUCGUCUUCUUCAACCACCUCUUCCCCGAGGGCACGGAUGAGGCGACGCUGCGGGCGCAUUUCAUGGUCGACCCCCACCUCCUCCCGUACCUCUUCCUCAGCGGCGACAGCACCGUGGGCGGGGAGGAGGAGAACCAACUGCCCGGGCUGGCCCUCGCGGCACGGCGGCGUCAACGGCAGCUGAGCCGCAGGGCGGAGGGCCACCACCAGCAGCACAGCGGCAACGGCGGGGGCCUCGCCACCCGCGACUACACCAACGCCGGGUCGAACAUCUUCAACCGCCUCUACGAGGAGGAGCAGCUAGCCGAUGUGCAGAUGGCGGUGGAUGAGGCGAUGGGCUACGACAUCGCGGACGACGAGGCCGGUGAGGGGCGGGAGGGGGGCAACGACGAGGCGGACGGCGAAGGCUCGCGACGCCGCCGUCGACGCCACUGGCAGCACCGCGAGCUCUCCGAUGAGGUGCUCACCUUUGUGAUGGCGAAGAUCCCCCGCGAGACGGAUGCGAUCUUCCUGACCGUGUCGAGCUACUCCGGCCAGGACUUCACGCUUCUAUCGCGUGCGAAGCUGGUACUGUACAACGAGUCGACGAAUGAGCGGGUGGGGGUGAUGGACCUGCGGUCGUCGACGGAGAACGGCACGGCAAAUCUGGCCGCGAUGCUCGUGCGUGUGCCUGACAGCAAGGAGGACAGCAGCAACCAUCACCACCACAAUUCCAUCAACGACGACGGCGGUUUUACCUCAGCCGGCGGAGAGUGGGACCUUCGCGAGCUCAACGUGCGGACCUUCGGCUACACCUUCGUGGACCUACUCCCCCUCGUGUUUGACGUCCUUGGCGUGCCGGCGAAUAGCCGCAUGGAUGCGCUGCAGAACCUGCCGGACUACUCCCUCUCCAAGGUCAAGUCGGAGCUGGCCGCGUGGACGCUGUCGGAUGUCCGCUUCGGCGUCGGCUGGAGCGGCGAGCACGACGUGGACGCCUUUCUCGUGCUGCUCGACGAGGACAACAACUACGUCGACCACCUCUACCCAAAGAACGGCAAGCUGCGAUCGAUGGCGCGGGAUUUGGCGCGGCACUCCGGCGACGCCCUCUGCGGCUCCAGCGCCACCGGGGAUGAGGAGUUCAUCGACUUGUUCACCUACCGCGUUCCGGAGAACGUGGGCAGCAUCGUGAUCGGCGCGAACUGGAUGGAGUCCUUUGGGCCGGCGCGGCACACCUGCCACUCCAUCUUCGACGUGCCGGAUCUCUACCUGCGGCUGCAGAACCGCACCAUGAUGAACCCGUACUCGACGGAGCUGGACCGGUGGCCGGUGUACCGCGAGGCGCACGACCCAAAGGUGCAGAAGCAGCUCCCCACCACUUACACCGACGCAUCGACGCAGAAGACGCAGCCGGUGCGGACGGUGGUGCUCGGUGCGCUCCUCAAGACCGGCACGCAGCCCUUCGACGCCCUCUUUCCCAACCGUCGACGCCUUGACCAGUACUUCUACAAGCACGGCCGCAGUGCUGCCCCGCACACCACCGCCGCCGCCUCUUCCGUGGACGGACGGGGGCCGAGCCGUGGCACCUCCGUCACCUCACGCGCCAACGUCUCCGAGUUUGAGGCGGGCCGCGACGAGGCGGUCCCUCUCUUUCAGCUCGUGCCGAUUCAUCAGUACGUCCCGGUGGACCCGCGCGAGGGCUUCUCGCGGGUGAUUCCGUACUUGCAGUGCAUGAUGGCCUACGCCAUGACGGUCGAGCGGGACACCAUCGCCGCGGCACGCCGUCGCGCAGCAGCGGAGGAUGUUCAACGUGAACACACGCAGCACGUGGACGACGCAGAUUCCGACAACCACAACGGCGAUACAGCCGUCAACACGGCUGGCAGCACCAGCGAGUCGCGCUUUGUUUUGAACCGCGGCAACAACAUGGUCGGCUGGGCUCCGACGACGGGCCGCACCGUACGCCGCAGCGCACACGCCGAGGCCACUCUGGAGGCGCUGCAGGAGCGUGCCGAGGACGACCAAGUCGCCGCUGGCGCGCUGCGUGACCGCUACGGCCGCAUGUGGCGUGAGAUGCAGCACUACGACAACCGCACCGACCUCUUCGCGAUUGCGGUGCAGUUCCUCGAGGUGGUGGAGGUGCACCCGCAGAUGCCAAGCCGCUUUCAGUGCCACGGCGAGGUGUGGGUGUUUGGACAGACGAACAGUGUCGUGUCGGUGAACGGCAGCGUCUCCGCCUUUGACAACACGCCCUACCGCUCCCCCGCGCUGCUGGACCGCACGAAGCUGGUGUGGAGCGACACGUCAAGCGCCAAAUCCACGGCCGGCUGCGGCUACUUUGUUGUGCACAAGUACGACCGACUGCGUGUGAUGCUCUUCGAGACGGCCUCCAUCGGCGUCGCUGACCUAGACUUGAUGUCGAUGGAGGCCUUGUGGGCGGGCGAGGACCGGCACGAUGGCAGCCUGUCAGACCGCUUCAACACGGUGGAGUGCAACGUGCGGCUCGACGGCGGCGCAGACAUCGGAACGACGGCGUACAGCGGGGAGCUUCGGCUGCGUGUGUCGCGGGUGCCGGUGAACGCGGCAAUGAAGCGGCUGCAGCGCCAGGCGGACAAGGUGAAUGAGAAGCGGGAGCGGGUGCGGGAGUCGCAGAGGCACAGCGACGAACGGCACUACAACAGCACUUACAACUCUUGUGCGACCAUGUAG